Molecule: messenger RNA, 1051 nt
Organism: Physcomitrium patens
Lineage: Eukaryota; Viridiplantae; Streptophyta; Bryopsida; Funariales; Funariaceae
Product: mitochondrial import inner membrane translocase subunit PAM16 like 2
Biological process (GO): protein import into mitochondrial matrix
Cellular component (GO): TIM23 mitochondrial import inner membrane translocase complex
Source: RefSeq, a predicted model, not a curated record
UUAGGGCUUCGGAGAUCAAUUUCUCUUCGUCGUGUUUACCAUUUGCUUGCAAUUCGAUUUGUGGGUUUUGUCGUCCGGGGCCUGGUUGAUCGGUAGUCGCGUGAAUCAUUGAGACGAAGCGCGCUGGAAUGUGGGUUUGGGGCGAAUUCGUCUGGUAAUUGAAGAUGGCAGCGAAGCUGAUCGCAAAUUUGAUUGUGCUGGGGUCGGGGAUAGUGCUCAGGGCCGUAUCGCAAGCGUACCGGCAAGCCAUCGUGAAUGCCAGCAAGACGGGCGUGGCGCAGGAGACGGUGCAGAAUAUGGCGCACAAGGUGAGCAAAACGAUGACGGAACACGAAGCCAGGCAAAUUCUGGGGGUCAGGGAAAAUGCAACAUGGGAGGAGGUGGUGAAGAAGUACGACGUGAUGUUUGAGAAUAAUAUGAAGGCCGGGUCGUUUUAUCUCCAAUCUAAGGUGUUCAGAGCGAAAGAGUGUCUGGAGGCUGCUAGACAACAAACGGAAGGGCAGGAACAGGGGCAGUGAUGCUCUGUCAUCACUGGCUUUUCUUAGGAAUUAGUGCUUUACCUGGCUGCUUUAUGUACAUUUGGUAUGUCGUAACCAAUCUGUGCGGGUUAAAACAGAAAUUCUUGAUGCCGAUGCGUCUGCGAUCUUGCUCUUCAAUUCCGGAACCACAUCCCUUGAGACUUAUAUGUAAUCAAUGACCUGAGGCCGUCCUCCACUGCAGCAAGCUAAAUUGCUGAUUGUGAGCUGAAAUUCAAUUUGACACCAAUGAACGUUACUAUACCCUUGACAUAUUUAGUGGCCGGUCAAGUCCUGAACGCUUUCGUAUACGAUAUGAAGUUGCAACAGUUCAAAGAUUUGAACCUGAUAUUACUAGUUUUCUUUGUGAUCAUUUACUCCAUUGUGAAUGUAAUCAUUCUGAUUGCGCAGUAAUAGUAGUCUUCUCCGAUAUACCAAUAUAAUAUUGGUUCCUUGAGCACUCUGCACUUUAUUGUCCUCCAGUACAGAAUAUGUUUCAAUAAUAGGAACCGCAAGUCGAGCUUUUGGAAGGUGAA